Messenger RNA from Musca vetustissima, 1482 nucleotides. RefSeq names its product mucin-2-like. NCBI's taxonomy places the organism in Eukaryota, Metazoa, Arthropoda, Insecta, Diptera, Muscidae. The transcript is spliced from 2 exons. The record is from RefSeq and is a predicted model, not a curated record. The coding region runs from base 1 to 1482 and encodes 493 amino acids.
AUGUUGACAACACUUCGACUUUUAGUCGGUUUUUUGAUUUUAGAAGCAAUAGUUUUAGGGCAGCCGAUCGGCAUUGAUGGCAGAACCAAUUUGGCUAAUAUUAUUUUGAGAUCCCAGCAAGCCAAUUUAGAUGGACCUGUACAUCUGGAAUGUUUUGAUUUAUAUUUACCCCAACUAAAUGAGGUUACAAUUCAAUAUGAAUUUGAAUUUCUGCAGUGUUUGCAAAUAGCUGAAAUUGCCAGGCAAGCUGUGGAAGAUGAAAUGGUAUUUGAGCGUCAAGGUGUAGAAAGUGGUGCGGAACAAAUUUGUACUCUGUAUGGAAAUUGUGUGGAAACAUUGUUGCCUUCAGAUUCAUUUGAGUGUUUUUCAAAUGUUACUCUGGAGGUCCAGUCAAUAGCUUUUAACAUGCAGCAGUUGGCUACGAGUAAAAGUCAAUACUUAAAACUGACAUAUCAGAUGAUUUUACAUGAUCAGAAUAUAUGUACCGAUAGAUGUACAUAUGCGUAUGCCCUGAAAACAUCAGCUCUCUAUGACUCAUUACAGUUAUGCCUUUCUGGGGGUGUUUAUACUACAUCGCCGUUGCCAUCUACUGAGGAAAACAUCACUAAACCUUUUACUGAAGGGCCCACUGAGCUUCCAACAACACCUGAAAAAACUACACCCCCUGUAACAGAUCUACCCACUGAGCUUCCUACAACAGAGGCAACAACUACUGAACCAGUAACAGAAGAACCUACUGAACUUCCAACGACAGUGGAAAGAACUACCGAAGAACCUACUGAGCUUCCAACAACACCGGAAAUUACUACCGAACAAGCAACAGAAGAACCCACAGAGUUUCCAACAACAGCGGAAAAUACCACUGAAAAUGUCACCGAAGGAACCUCGGAGCUUCCAACAACAGAGGAUAAAACGACCGAACCAGUAACCGAAGAACCUACUGAGCUAUCAACAACAGCGGAAAAAACUACCGAACCCAUUACAGAAGAACCCACUGAACUUCCCACAACAACCGAAAAAACUACCGAACAUGUUCCAACAACAGAGGGAAAGACCACUGAACCUGUCACAGAAGGAACUUCGGAAAUUCCAACAACUGAGGAAACAACUACCGAACCAGUAACCGAAGAACCCACAGCGCUUCCAUCAACAUUGUAUACCACUACCGAAGCUGCAACAGAAACAUCAACUGGAACCACAACAUCAGUGGAAAAUACCACACAACCGGUUACUUCAGAAACAACCGAGUCGUCAACCACUGAGGAAAUAACAACAACAGAAAUUUCUACCACAGAGACUACAUCGACGACACCUCGCAGUCCUCCUGUUCCACCCACAUUUUAUCCCGCUAGUACUACACCUAAUAUCAUUACACCAUUUGAACCGGAAUUUGUAACACCUACUAUGGUUCCCACACCACCAACACCUUCAACACCUAAUAGUACAGAAUCGGGAUUUCCAACACCACCGAAUGUGAAUUGA